Trachymyrmex cornetzi is the source of this 606-nucleotide messenger RNA. Its product is annotated as putative nuclease HARBI1. Lineage: Eukaryota; Metazoa; Arthropoda; Insecta; Hymenoptera; Formicidae. The record is from RefSeq and is a predicted model, not a curated record. The transcript has 3 exons. The coding region runs from base 1 to 606 and encodes 201 amino acids.
AUGCUUCAACAUUUAUUAAAUGGCCUAUGGGAUUAUGCUGAAAGGGUUAUGCAAGGAUUCGUAGAAAACAGUAGCUUUCCGAAAAUCAUUGGGGCCAUUGACGGUACCCAUAUUCGAAUAGAUGCUCCAAAAGAAAAUUCUGUCGAUUACAUAAGCUGUAAAAGAUUUCAUUCAAUACAGUUACAGUUGGUGUGUGAUCACAGAACUUUGAUCACACAUUGUUAUGCUGGGCAUCCUGGUUCAGUUCAUGACCAGCGAGUUUUUCGACAAUCUGAGGUAGCAAACUACUUGAAUGAUGAAGAGAAAUUUCCAACUGACAGUCAUAUAUUGGGAGAUGCUGCAUACGAGAUUCAUCAACACUUACUGACUCCCUUCAGAGACAAUGGACACCUUACAGUGGCACAAAACAAUUAUAAUUAUCGCCAUUCAGUAGCCAGAGUGACAAUCGAAAGAGGCAUUGGUCUGUUAAAAGGAAGAAUGAGAAGUUUAUUGCACUGUCUGCCUAUGUCAAGAGUGGACUUAAUAGCGGAAUAUGUGAUAGCACGUUGUGUAUUGUAUCGUUAUAUGUCUGAUGUCAUGCGUAGUGUGAAUCUUAUCUUAUUGUAG